Molecule: messenger RNA, 2352 nt
Organism: Wasmannia auropunctata (little fire ant)
Lineage: Eukaryota; Metazoa; Arthropoda; Insecta; Hymenoptera; Formicidae
Gene: Pgant1
Product: polypeptide N-acetylgalactosaminyltransferase 1
Exons: 9
Coding region: 470-2272 (600 amino acids)
Cellular component (GO): Golgi apparatus
Source: RefSeq, a predicted model, not a curated record
AACCGGUUAGAGCAGUUUCCUUACGGACACCGACACGCACUUAAAUUUAGCCUUUUCCUCUCUUUCGUUCCUUUUUUUUUUCCCUACGUUCGUAAGCGAGCGUGCGAGCGUAUAUCCGCGGCACACGUCCGACAUCUGAUAUCGCGACAUAUGCAGGCAUUUUCCACCGAAAUCAAGUUACGAUAUUUUCCCCAGGUGUGCGCGCGAAGUGGGUCGCUUCCGCAACGAUGUUCUCACGCUGAAACGUCAAAAUCACCUGUUGCAGAUGUGCACGUGAUAUGAGCGAGAUAUAUGACGGCCGGAUACGCCACACACACGUCCGACAAGUGCAUGCUCUCAUAAUCAUAACCUAUAGCGUAUAUAACUGGGCAGCUGCUCGUCAUCAGCGAUAACUACAACAACAAUAACAACUCGGCAUGCCGAUCGUUUGACCGGUUCCGCCCGUCAGGAUGGUACACUCCUGAAAAAGAUGUUGCUCACCCGCCGCAAGUCCCUGCUGAAACUGUCCUUCUGCACACUGUACAUAAUCGGCAUUCUGAUCAUCGCCAAGCAAAUAUUUCGCGGCAGCGACAGUUCCAGGCUCUAUAAAGAGCAGCUCACGCAGCUCCUGUCGAGGCACGGCAAUAGCUCGCAGAGACGGAAAGAUGUGGACGUCGCGCUACAGAGAUUACAGAUGGAGAGGUACGAGCAGCGGAUAUCAAAGUUGGAACGUGGUGUUGUACCUGGUCUUGGGGACGACGGAGAACCCGCUUACCUGUAUGGAAAAGAGAAGAUUCUAGGUGAAGCAGCGCUUGCGAAAAAAGCGUUGAAUGUCGUCCUCUCGAAUAAGAUAUCGUUAACCAGAAAAUUACCAGAUGUACGCAACCCGCUAUGCGCGAAUCUCACAUAUGACAGAUUAUUACCAAGUGCUAGUAUAAUAAUUAUUUUUUAUAACGAACCAUGGAGUGUCCUGUUACGCACGGUACACAGUGUCUUGAAGGGUUCCCCGCCAAAUUUGUUAAAAGAAAUUAUUUUAGUGGACGAUCAUAGUGAAGAAGAAGAACUUCAGGGACAAUUGGAUUAUUAUCUUUCGACGCGUUUGCCCGCGAAAGUAAAGCUACUGAGGUUACCACACAGACAAGGAUUGAUACGUGCUCGUCUUCACGGGGCUAAAAAUGCUAUGGGCGACGUUCUUGUCUUCCUGGAUGCACACUGCGAAGUUAUUAAAAACUGGUUAGAACCUCUGCUGCAACGAAUAAAGGAUAAUAAGAAUGCUGUGCUAAUGCCAAUAAUUGAUAACAUUUCUGAGGAGACGUUAGAAUAUUUCCACGAUAACGAAGCGUUUUUCUUUCAAGUCGGUGGUUUCACGUGGUCGGGACAUUUCACGUGGAUAAAUAUUCAGAAGCACGAGGUCGAAUCGCGUUUGUCUCCUAUAUCACCGACUAGAUCUCCUACCAUGGCAGGCGGUCUAUACGCUAUCAACAGAGAAUACUUUUGGGAGAUCGGUAGUUACGAUGACAAGAUGGAUGGUUGGGGCGGCGAAAACUUGGAGAUGUCUUUCAGAAUUUGGCAAUGCGGCGGUACACUAGAAAUCAUUCCUUGCUCUCGGGUCGGCCAUAUCUUUCGAAACUUCCAUCCAUACAAAUUUCCAAACGACAAAGAUACUCACGGAAUAAACACCGCUCGUUUAGCAUUUGUAUGGAUGGACGAAUACAAACGAUUGUUUUUACUUCAUCGCAAUGAGUUCAAGGACAACCCGAAAGUCGUUGGCGACAUAAGCGAGCGUUUGGAAUUGCGGAGGAGGCUCAAAUGUAAGAGUUUCAAGUGGUACCUCGAUAACGUUUACCCGGAAAAAUUCAUCCCGGAUGAAAAUGCAAUAGCUUACGGCCGUGUCAGAUUGCGCAAGAGACGACUGUGCUUAGACAACUUGCAGCACGAGGAGGACAAACCGUAUAAUUUAGGUUUAUAUAAUUGCCACGCCAAGCUGUAUCCAAGUCAGUUCUUCUCGUUGAGCAAGUCCGGCGAAUUACGGAGAGAAGAGACCUGUGGCAGAAUAUUGGAUAUCGAUUCGAAGCCGUACGCACAAGUUCAGAUGUCUGACUGCAAUAUUGAGAAGGAUGAAAAGAAAUGGGUGCUAACGAAGGAGGGAAGAAUUAGACACGUAGAAACUGGUCUCUGUCUCGAUGGUACUAAACUACAUAACGACGAAAACGUGCAGGCGACUCUCUGCAGUGAUGUACCAGAUCAAUUUUGGAAAUUUGAUUUCUACUCUAAUAAAGCGUUGUCUACAUAGCAUUGUGUGUUCGUCUAUUUAGAGUAUAUUGUGUUAUUUGUUAAUUGAAUAAACAUUUUUUUUACUCUUUUUGUAAAAUA